CUCCAGUCUCCAGACGACCAGCCGCCCCGCAAGGUCGAUCUAGGGUUUCUUCUUCUCUGGACGAGCAACACGCCACGCGAAGCAGCUAGAUAUCCCCCACCAGCGUUGAUGGCGGCGGCGGCACCGGCGGACCCGAAGGCGGAGGCCGCCAAGAUGGACCUCCUCGAGGACGACGACGAGUUCGAGGAGUUCGAGAUCGACCAAGAAUGGGAUGACAAGGAAGAUGGUAAUGAAGCUGUCCAGCAAUGGGAGGACGACUGGGAUGAUGAUGAUGUGAAUGAUGAUUUCUCGCUGCAGCUGAGGAAAGAGCUGGAGGAAGGCAGCGCUCCAAAGAACUGAACUACUACCCAAGCAAUGUCAUGCUUGCCUACACUUAUCUUCGUUUAGGCACUGUGUACCCAUUGCUUUCUGAACUGCGAUGGCUUUGUAUCGUACAUGUAGUUAUGUGGCUGUGAGCAGCUAAUUUCUGCAACUGUGAUAGUGGUUCGUGGACAUGGCAAAUCCCAUAAAGAUCUUUGUCCUAGCACUA
Molecule: messenger RNA, 529 nt
Organism: Lolium rigidum
Lineage: Eukaryota; Viridiplantae; Streptophyta; Magnoliopsida; Poales; Poaceae
Product: protein DELETION OF SUV3 SUPPRESSOR 1(I)-like
Exons: 3
Coding region: 109-339 (76 amino acids)
Biological process (GO): mRNA export from nucleus; double-strand break repair via homologous recombination; proteasome assembly
Cellular component (GO): proteasome complex; proteasome regulatory particle, lid subcomplex
Source: RefSeq, a predicted model, not a curated record